This is a messenger RNA of Aspergillus pseudonomiae, 318 nucleotides long. RefSeq lists its product as uncharacterized. Bases 1 to 318 code for a protein of 105 amino acids. The record is from RefSeq and is a predicted model, not a curated record. The transcript has 4 exons. Lineage: Eukaryota; Fungi; Ascomycota; Eurotiomycetes; Eurotiales; Aspergillaceae.
AUGAGAUGCAACGACCUCUCCCCGAGCAGCGCAGUCCAUCAUUUACUCCCCGCUAUCACCAGCCUUGCUAGAGUCCCUGAUGGCGAGCCAGAUUAUACUGAAUCCUGGCCCACGGUUGUCUGCAACAACGGCACGAACACCACAGACUAUGCUGACUUUGUACAAAAGUCCAGUGGUGGAUCUGGCAGAUUAAUUGUCGAUUACUCCAGACCGGCUUUCUUUGCGGUGACACCAGGACAUGACCUUCAACGAGCGGCAAACGCGCCAGUCGCUUGUCCACCGAGCAAACCAGAGCAGGAUAAAAGGACGACGCAUUAA